Messenger RNA from Bipolaris sorokiniana ND90Pr, 1482 nucleotides. RefSeq lists its product as uncharacterized. The transcript has 3 exons. The record is from RefSeq and is a predicted model, not a curated record. The coding region runs from base 1 to 1482 and encodes 493 amino acids. Gene Ontology annotation, biological process: proteolysis. Lineage: Eukaryota; Fungi; Ascomycota; Dothideomycetes; Pleosporales; Pleosporaceae. Gene Ontology annotation, molecular function: aspartic-type endopeptidase activity.
AUGCACACAGCACUACCAACAUGGCUCGCUCUUUCAGCAGCAAUGAUACCUAGCGCAACGGCGUUUUACCCAUACCACUAUGACGGCAGUAGCACUUCCUCAUCGCCUUCCCCACGGUCGCAACGGCUCUCCCGAUCCUCAGAGGAAACCACCGCGCGAGGCGUCACGCUUCCUCUGCGCCGCAUCGCCACAAGCCUACAGUUCCGACAGAACAACGUGUACAACAUAGUCAACUCGAAGGACCCGAGUCAAGAAAAGAGCGUGGCCAUAGACCAAGAUGGCAAGGAUCUCAGCUACAUGGUUGCCGUGACAUUUGGCGACAGCAAGGAGGAAUACCACAUGCUGCUCGAUUCCGCAGCGAGCAACACCUGGGUCAUGAGCCAAGACUGCAAGAGCGAAGCCUGUAAAACGCAUACUUUGUUCGGCAAGGGCGAUUCAAGCACACUCAAGCCCGACACCAAACAAUUCAGCAUAACCUAUGGCACCGGCUCCUCCAGCGGUACUCUCGCCUCGGACACAAUCCACAUCGGCACCUCCCUCUCCUCGCCCCUAACCUUCGGCCUCGCCACCAACGUCUCAGACGAAUUCCGCGCCUACCCCAUGGACGGCAUUCUAGGCAUAGGCCGCGGCAGCGCAGCCAGCGACGGCGAAAUCGCCGCCCCACAAAUCAUGGACGUCCUCUCGUCGAACCGCCUCAUCGCGGCAAAACUCUACGGCAUACACUUGAGCCGCGCCAAGGACGGAUUGCAAGACGGUGCGCUAGAUAUCGGACAUAUCGACAAAAGUCGCUUCUCAGGCGACAUGAACUACCUCGAUUGCGUAGAGAACGACACGGGGUUCUGGGAAAUACCCUUAGAAGGCGCGAGUGUAGAUGGCAAAGACGCACUAGCCUCUGCUCCCGGUAACGGAGGCAGAACAGCGAUUAUGGAUACAGGAACCUCGUUCAUCCUAAUCCCAGAGCAAGAUGCAACCGCCAUGCACUCAUCUAUCAAGGACCAUACGCAGAGUGGAGAAAUGUUUUUCGUGCCUUGCGACACGAAAGCCCAACUCAGCUUCUCGUUCAACAAGGUCGCAUACAAUAUCUCUGCCGCAGACUGGAUUGGGGAGAAGGUCGAGGGCCAGGGUGGGCUGUGCAGGAGUAACAUCAUCGGCAGACAGACGUUCAAGGCGAACCAGUGGUUGGUGGGCGAUGUGUUUCUGAAGAAUGUGUAUUCGGUGUUUGAUUUUGAGAAGGAGAGGGUGGGGUUGGGGGUUAAGAGGGAGGGCGAGGAGGGCAAGGUUGAGUCGCAGAGUGCGACUUCUUCAGGUGCACAGUCUUCGGUCUCGCAAACGGCUUCCGGUAGUGCUGCGGCACCGACUUCUACUGCCGUGGCGGACAACGUGCCUCAAGGUCAGCAGGGCAGCAAUGCUGCGGGCCACUUUUCGUCAUCGUCUGCUCUAGUGUCCAUGGUCGCGCUUGCUGCGAUUUCACUGUUUAUAUAA